Malaya genurostris is the source of this 485-nucleotide messenger RNA. RefSeq names its product succinate dehydrogenase assembly factor 4, mitochondrial-like. Lineage: Eukaryota; Metazoa; Arthropoda; Insecta; Diptera; Culicidae. The record is from RefSeq and is a predicted model, not a curated record. Gene Ontology annotation, cellular component: mitochondrion. Bases 51 to 383 code for a protein of 110 amino acids. Gene Ontology annotation, biological process: mitochondrial respiratory chain complex II assembly. The transcript is spliced from 2 exons.
CCCCUGUCUUCGAAUUCGAACGUCAUUAGUUAUUUAAAUUUUUUAGCAAUAUGAACAUGAACUUCAGAGUUCUGAUAAAAACACACCGUAUUUUCUAUUCCAGGAGUUCAUAUGUAUCUCAAAUUGUGUUGUUUUCCUCUAAACCUCCUUCGGAUAAGCCGCUCAGUCCACGAAUGGAAGAAUUUCAAAAAAAGCUGAGAGAGAAGACACCAAUAGGAAAAUUAGAUGAAUUAGUAGGUAAUCAUCCCUACCAAGAAAAGGAACCUCUUCAACCUUGGCCUAAUAAUACAAAUCCAGACACUGGUGAAAUCGGUGGACCACGAGGGCCUGAACCAACCCGAUAUGGUGAUUGGGAACGUAAAGGACGGGUGUCUGACUUUUAAUGGAAAGAUAAAUGCUGUGAACUAAUUGUUAAUUGACUUGAGUAGAAAAAAAUCAUGUCUGUACUUCGUCUUAGUGUUGAAAUAUGAGUAAGCGGAAUAGUU